Acanthaster planci (crown-of-thorns starfish) is the source of this 2698-nucleotide messenger RNA. RefSeq names its product cyclin-dependent kinase 8-like. Gene Ontology annotation, biological process: protein phosphorylation. Gene Ontology annotation, cellular component: nucleus. NCBI's taxonomy places the organism in Eukaryota, Metazoa, Echinodermata, Asteroidea, Valvatida, Acanthasteridae. The record is from RefSeq and is a predicted model, not a curated record. Gene Ontology annotation, molecular function: ATP binding; protein serine/threonine kinase activity.
CCGGACGCACAAGCAAACACGAAUGGAAGCAGAUCAGCCUGGGCAUGGCAAUCUGUAGCAAAAAAAAAGCGCCACACCAUUGACUUGUGCACAAACUCACUGCUACACAGUGCUACAUGGUGGGAAAGGAAAGGUCAGGGGUGGAAAUCUGUAGCCAAAAAGUGCUACACCAUUGACUUGUACACAAACUCACAGGGAAAUUCUAAAGUCAUUAAUGCGCAUGCGUGGGGUUAGCAAUGCUACACGUACGUACAGACUGCCAUGCCAGCCCUCAUUUCUUUCGUCCCAUUUCGUGCAUCAAUUAAUUAAGUAAACGAGCUGAUUCUCGACUUUUCAACAGCGCCACCAAUAUCGACGAGCACAGUGAAAUAUAAAUGCGAUCGUCAGAGUAAGACUGCUUGCUGUUUCUGUUCACAGGUUGAACAGAGACGACCGGUCGUAGCCAUGGAUUACGAGUUCAAGAUGCGCACGGCCAGCAUGCGGGAGAAAGUAGAGGACCUGUUUGACUAUGAGGGGUGCAAAGUGGGACGGGGAACCUACGGACAUGUCUACAAAGCUACAACGAAGAAGGGAAAUCCAAAGAAGGAAUAUGCCCUAAAACAAAUUGAGGGAACCGGGAUAUCUAUGUCGGCAUGUCGGGAAGUCGCUCUGCUAAGAGAGCUGAAGCAUCCCAACGUGAUCAGUCUACGUAAAGUGUUCCUGUCACAUGCCGACAGAAAAGUAUGGCUCCUCUUUGAAUUCUCAGAGCACGAUCUAUGGCACAUCAUAAAGCAUCAUAGAGCCAAUAAGGCAAACAAGAAGGGUCCAGCGUCUGUACCGCCCUCUAUGGUCAAGUCACUGCUCUAUCAGAUCCUAGAUGGCAUUCACUAUCUACAUUCCAACUGGGUGCUUCACAGGGACUUGAAGCCAGCCAACAUUUUAGUCAUGGGAGAGUGUUCGGAACGGGGUCGGGUCAAGAUAGCUGACAUGGGUUUUGCCAGGCUGUUCAACUCUCCUCUUAAGCCCCUGGCUGAUCUUGACCCCGUAGUGGUCACCUUCUGGUACCGAGCGCCUGAGCUGCUCUUAGGGGCGAGACACUACACCAAAGCAAUAGAUAUAUGGGCCAUCGGCUGCAUCUUUGCCGAGCUCUUGACCUCUGAACCCAUUUUCCACUGCCGACAGGAGGAUAUCAAGACCAGCAACCCCUACCAUCAUGACCAGCUGGACAGAAUCUUCAACGUCAUGGGAUUUCCUCAAGGUAAUAUGGACAUGAAGCACCGACUGCACCACCCUACUUUGAGAACCAGCCAGAUAGAUCCUUAUACAAACUGCUGUCUUGUCAAGUACAUGGAGAAACACAAAAUCAAACCGGACUGUAGAGCUUUCCAGUUGCUAUCUAAACUAUUAACGAUGGAUCCAACCAAACGCAUGACGGCCAAGCAGUCGAUGGAGGAUCCCUACUUCACUGAAGAGCCUUUACCAACAGCAGACGUGUUUGACGGCAAACCUAUUCCCUACCCCAAGCGGGAAUUCUUAACAGAUGAAGAAAACGAAGACAAAUCGGACACCAGUAAGGCUGGAUCAUCUAGUCAUUUGCAGACGCAUCAUCGCAUGCGCCUAGCCCAGCAGGCAGCUAGUCAGGCACGCAGUACGGGUGGUUCGUCAAGCCACGCCCAGGGGGCCAAACGGAUGCGGGUGGCAGCCUCGGCGUCCAGCCAAGGUGGGGCACCAGGCGGUGGGAUGAUGCAGAAUGACUACCAGGCACAACAGGUAAAGAAGCACAUGAUGCCGGGCUAUCAGCAAAGCGGAACCACGCAGACCAGUGGCACGGCAACCUCCAAACAACAGCAGGGGAUGAUGUACACGUCCAACACUGUACAGAGUAACAGCGGGUCAUACAGCCAACAGCACCAGCAGCAUCAGCACAGGUACUGAGGGCCGGAGAAACCACCCCCCCCUCCGCUGUGGAAGAGAGGAGCGGGUAGUCAGCAGCAGUGACUCUGAGAGACUGCUGCAGUUUUGUUGGAUGGCUAUCUGCUGCAAGAGGAAAAAAAAAGCGCUGAAAUGCUGUUAAGGACAGCUCUUUGGUCUCGCCAGUGCUGCAGCGAGCAACAAUGCCAAUGGUCAUGCAGCAACAGCAGCGGCCGCAGAAACUGCUGUAGUUGAACGGCAUCCUGAACGACUGGGUGCUGGUGAACACAGCAACAGAUGUUGACAACGUCAACAGCAAAGAUACAUUGACAAUGUGGCACAAGUUUUAAAAACUGCCAUGGUUCCUCCACUAAAAUUGUGAGACUCCAAAGCAAGACUUUACCUGCAGCAAACACAGCAGCAAUGACACAGACGUUUAGAAAUAAUGCAGCACCAUGACGGCGAUGUGGAAAAGAAAAAACAAAACAAAACAAAAAAAGCUGCCGUCGGCAGACACGUGUAAAAUUCAGGGCAUUUCAGGUUGUGAAAAAAUGAACUGUACUAGCAGUGAUACCAACAAAUUGACAAACAAUAGUAGGUGUGUAGAAAUAUUCCAUAAAGUGAAGUUUGAAAGGACCUGGUUUUGUUGAACAGUAAGUUAUGUGCAUUUUUCUCUAAUUUUGUUCGUAUAAAAAAGUUUUAAAUUAACCUUUAAUUCUUCAGCUGCAGAAAGCAAACGGGCACAGCAUAGAAAUGCAAAUGUUUACAUUAUUAUUUAGUCUUCAAUAAACAUUUGUCUGACAACUUA